AAUCUUCGAUAGUCAAUUCGAGAGCAAUCGAGAUCGAGGAGCAAGAAUAGACUUGUGAAUUGGAAGCGGGAAUCUGCGAAAUGUCAGUGCCAUGCCAGGUCAGCUUGUGUCAGCUUGUGAAGCAUGUUCAGAACGGAGCUGUGAACACGUUGUGUAAUUAUGGCGUGCUUUAAUUUAGACUCGGUAUUUUUUCGUAAAAGAGAAAAGACAGAUUGGCUAAAGAUGUUCGAUACUUCAAAUGCAGUAUGUAUUGCUAAGUGUAUUUUUGGUAAGGAAGAUGUGGUACCUGGUUUUUUUGAUGUUUUAGCAGAAUUAAUAAAAAAUCAUAAAAAGAAUUAUGUCAAAUACUUGGUCUCGGCACGAAAGUGGCCUCGUGCCAGGCAUGAGAAGCCCCUGAGCCAUAAAUCCAUGAGAUCGUUUCUAUUUGCAAUCUUUAAUUUUGUUGUACCCAUCCAAUUAUGUGGGAGUUUUAAGAAUCGCCGGGUUGUAAUGUUGUUUCUUGGAAAACUCCCCACAAAAGGAAGGAAUGAGACUAUAUGUAUUGGACAUGUGUUAGAAAAAGUGGACUUAUUGUCUGUAGAAUGGAUGUACUCCAUUGUUGAGCUGGAAAAGAAAAGAAGAAUUUUCAACAUGGUAUUAAAUUGGUUUGUACAAGUAUACAUAUGUGGGUUACUAGAGAAUGUGUUUUUUGUGGUCAAAACUGCACACAACUAUAAACUCGAAUAUUAUUGGAAAUCUACUUGGAAGGAAGUUUGUCAAAAAGCUAUUUUUGAAUCUGUCAAGAAAGAUAAAUUUGCUUAUGUGUCUGAUGAGGAUCAUAGUAUGUGGGAAGUAGGAGGUAGAGCUACACUUCAUUUUCGUUCAACGAAGCAUGGUGUACUACGCCCAUUAUUGAUAAAAAGUUGUAAUGCUCAACAGAAAAUUGUUCCAGACUCAUUAACAAGAAUAGUACAACACUUCUUAAAUAUUCUCUAUUGCAAAAUUGCUUCAGAAACUCCUUUCAACAAUUCAAAAAAUUUCCUUCAAAAAUGGUGUGAAAUAUAUCCUCAAUGGAAAGGCAAGAAAGUACAUUUUGUAAAAAUGGAUGUAAAAGAUGCAUUUGGAAGUGUGAAUCAUACACUUUUGAGAUGUAUAAUCAAAGUACACUUUCGAAGAUAUGUGAAUUCAGGUCAAUUAAUUGCAGUAAAAACAGUCAAAUUUAGCUCAAAUAAGACAAGGAUUUUAUUUGAUGUUUUUGAUGAAGAUUUUUGUUCUUAUCAUCAUCCAGUACAGUAUUACCCAAUUGAACUUCUGUUUGGAAUAGUUGUGAAAUCUUUUGAGUGUUGUGAGUUUCAAUGGCGAAGGAAGUUUUACAGACUGAAGUGUGGAUUGCCACAAGGAAAUGAGCUUUCUGCAUCAUUGUGCAAUUUUUAUUUGAAUGCUAUGGAUCAAAAAUAUUUGCGUGAAUUUGUAUCUGAGAGCUCAUUAUUAAUUAGAGAAAUGGAUGACUAUUUGUUCAUUACUACAUCACAUGAGCAGGCUGUUAAGUUUUACUAUUUUAUGCAGAAAGGCAUUUCAGAGUUUAAUGUUCAAAUUAAUGCUAAGACUGAGACAAGUGACACUCAUCAUGAAAUUUCUUAUCUUAAAUACAUUAUUAAUACUGAGGAUUUGGAAAUUGGAUAUGACUAUUCUAAAUAUGCUAGUAGUGACAUUGCUCAUUGGUUGUCACUAAACAGAACUGUUAAGCAAGAAAGAUUCAUAAAAGAUUCCACAAGAACAACUUGUGUAUUGUCUGAUAUCUUAGUAAAUGCCAUGUUUAAUCGCCCACAAACAGUCUUGAAGAUUAUCUUCCAGUGUGCCUAUUUGCAAGCCUCUCGAAUGCAUGCAAUGGUGGAUCGUUUGCUGUGUGGUUGUUUCAGAGAAGGAUUUGUUGUUAAGUGUUGCAAGAUAUGUGCAAAAGUAAUUCGACGAAAAUCUGUAAAACGUUUUCAGAAUCCUGAUGUUGGCACCUAUAUAACCAUGAGAGCAUUUUAUGAGCGAUUGCUACCAUUUGGAAGAUACCGAGAAGAACUUAGGCAACUCUCCUUAAGAAUGAAGACACUUCAGUUCGUUAUUAGUGACGUUAUCUUGGAAAUUGAAUAUGUGAUUCAAGAUUUGAUGUCACGUACCAGUGGAAAGCCUCUGAAAAGAAUUGAUUUUUGAGACUUAAGAUUCUUUUUAGCUCAGUAACUGUUUUUUGUUUAUACACUUAUUAUAUAUGUAUUAUACCCAUUUUUUAAAUUAUUUUUGUCAUGUUUUACUGACUUUUUAUUAUUGUAUAUAUAUUAUUGUAUUAGUAUUUGAGGCUGCAAUUGAUUUCUUGUGUCUUCUUUUAAUACUUGUUUAUCAUUUGUAAAUAAUGUCAGAAUGUCAUGAAUGCUAAUUAUAGUGAAAUGCAUUGAUUUGUGAUUUGUUCUAAUCUACUCUUUCUCAUCAAAGAGUAAAACACAAAUAUCAAUUAUUAAUGAGAUGUAUUAAAAAUCAACUUAUAAUUUUGAGUUUUUUCUUAAAUGUAUUUUCUGUUAAUUUUCUCUAGUUUGACUUGAAUAUUUGAGAUAGAUGUAUGUGGACUUAUGUCCACACAGUGCUGAAAUAUUAAAGCUGAAGGAUUGUGAUUUUUAAUCUCAA
Gryllus bimaculatus (two-spotted cricket) is the source of this 2646-nucleotide messenger RNA. NCBI's taxonomy places the organism in Eukaryota, Metazoa, Arthropoda, Insecta, Orthoptera, Gryllidae. The record is from the annotation of a GenBank genome assembly.